AGGAUGCCCAAAUAUGAAAAAGACUUGCCUUUUUCUAUUCCAAAUUCUCUUCCCCCAUCUGUUCUUCUCCACAGUCCACACUGUUCACCUCUUCUGCCCCCUCCCUUCGAUCCCCAAAUCCAGAAUUGACCAACCCAAAUCAGCGCCCCGCAUGGAGUGGACGGCCCCGAAGCCUGCCGCCUCCCCCUCCUCGCCGCCCCUCCUCUGGGACUGGGGCGGCGCUGCUGACGCCGCGGCCUCAGGCUCCUCCGGCGAGGCGCCAGCGAGGCGCGGCGGGAAGGAGCGGGAUGGGAAGCGUGCCAAGGGCGAGGAGGGUGGAGGAGGGGAGGUGAGGUGCCAGGUCGAAGGGUGCGGGGUGGAGCUCGGCGCCGCCAAGGAGUACCACCGGAAGCACCGCGUCUGCGAGGCCCACACCAAAUGCCCCCGCGUCGUCGUCGCCGGCCAGGAGCGCCGCUUCUGCCAGCAGUGCAGCCGGUUCCAUGCACUGUCCGAGUUUGAUCAGAAGAAGAGGAGCUGCCGGAGACGUCUGUCUGAUCACAAUGCCCGCCGGCGGAAGCCUCAGCCAGAUGCGUUCGCCUUUGCCUCUGCAAGGCUGCCUUCAUCAUUAUUUGAUGAUAGGCGGCAAAUAAGUUUUGUCUGGAAUAAAGCUUCUCUUAGCCAUGUAAGACCUUUCACAUCAUCUCCAUGGGACAGCUCAUCUGACUUCAAGCUCCCACAUGCGAAGGAAAUAAGAGAGCUAUCAACAAAAGUUGGGACAAUCACUGGACAAGUUCAUUUGGAUAACUCUCAUUUGUCCAAUGCCAUUCCAACACUUUGCCAUGACAAAGAUGAGCUGUUUCCAAUGAAAGGUCCGGACACAUCUAUUACUGCUUCAAAAUUUGAUGGAGCACAGGAUCUUCAGCGUGCUCUCUCUCUUCUGUCAUCUGGCUCUUGUGGAUUGCCUGAUCCUGUACAGCAAGCAUCUCGUCUUAUCCAGUUCACUGGUGCCAGUGAGAACAGCGGUGACUUUCAUUCAUCACAUGGAGGGAACUCUGCUCCAGCCUCAUGCGCUGAUGAACAGCAUAUAGCACCUCAGUCUCAGCUAGUUCGUUUUACCAUGGAUGCCAAUAGCUAUGGCUAUGAGUCCACUUUCUUCGGUGUGAACCAGAUAAAUUAAGGCAUGAAAGGCACACACCUCUUUAUCAUUUGGAUAAAUAGCCACGAUGAUGGCCUUGGGCUUAUGCAAGAACCACUUAUAUCAACUACCAGAGUGCAAAUCUCUCUGUUAAUGUUAUCUACAUAUUUAUUCGCCAUCCCUGAACUAAGUUGAACUUAGCGUAGGCCAGCGUGUGUUGACUAUGCAGUUCCAGCCUGUGAUUGAUCCAUUUUUUCUGUUCUUUUUUUCCCUUUGAUGUGCCUACUAUGAAACUUUGAAGUGUGAUAUUGUUAUUUUACACUUGUACGACCUACUGGAUCUCUUUGAAACUGUCCUUGAUGAAUCUGGACAUGUAUUUUUUGUGUGUA
Messenger RNA from Phragmites australis (common reed), 1503 nucleotides. RefSeq names its product squamosa promoter-binding-like protein 4. NCBI's taxonomy places the organism in Eukaryota, Viridiplantae, Streptophyta, Magnoliopsida, Poales, Poaceae. Gene Ontology annotation, molecular function: DNA binding. Gene Ontology annotation, cellular component: nucleus. The transcript has 4 exons. Bases 14 to 1156 code for a protein of 380 amino acids. The record is from RefSeq and is a predicted model, not a curated record.